AGGCGCUCGGAGGCCCAGAAGCUCUUGAGGCUGGUGUAUCCGGAGCGCGGGAGGCUGGCAGCCGCAGUUGGUUUUCUGGCCGUGUCCAGUGUCAUCACCAUGUCGGCUCCCUUUUUCCUGGGAAAGAUCAUUGACGUCAUUUACACAAACCCGACCGUGGACUACAGCUGUAACCUGACCCACCUCUGCCUGGUGCUCAGCGGCCUGUUCCUGUGCGGCGCGGCUGCCAACGCCGUCCGCGUCUACCUCAUGCAGACUUCAGGUCAGCGCAUUGUGAACAGGUUGAGAACUUCGUUAUUCUCCUCUCUUCUGAGGCAAGAGGUCGCUUUCUUCGACAAGACGCGCACAGGAGAAUUGAUUAACCGCCUCUCCUCAGAUGCCACACUCCUAGGGCGUUCGGUGACCGAAAACCUCUCAGAUGGGCUGAGGGCCGGGGCCCAGGCUUCUGUUGGCAUUGGCAUGAUGUUUUUUGUCUCACCUAAUCUGGCCACUUUUGUUUUGAGUGUGGUGCCUGCAGUAUCCAUCCUUGCUGUGAUUUAUGGACGUUAUCUACGGAAACUAACCAAAGUUACCCAGGAUUCCCUUGCACAAGCCACUCAGCUAGCUGAGGAACGUAUUGGAAAUAUAAGAACUGUUCGAGCUUUUGGGAAAGAAAUGACUGAAAUAGAGAAAUACACCAGCCAAGUGGACCACGUGAUGCAGUUAGCAAGGAAAGAGGCAUUCGCUCGGGCUGGCUUCUUUGGAGCAACAGGGCUCUCCGGGAACCUGAUCGUGCUUUCUGUCUUGUACAAAGGAGGGCUGAUGAUGGGCAGUGCCCACAUGACCGUGGGUGAACUCUCAUCCUUCCUAAUGUAUGCUUUCUGGGUUGGAUUAAGCAUUGGAGGUCUGAGCUCUUUCUACUCGGAGCUGAUGAAAGGGCUGGGUGCUGGGGGACGCCUCUGGGAGCUCCUUGAGAGAGAGCCUGAGCUGCCUUUUAAUGAAGGGGUCGUUUUAAACAAGGAGAGCUUCCAGGGCACUUUGGAGUUUAAGAAUGUGCAUUUCGCCUAUCCAGCUCGCCCAGGAGUGCCCAUAUUCCAGGAUUUCAGCCUUUCUAUCCCAUCAGCAUCUGUCACAGCACUGGUUGGCCCAAGUGGUUCUGGCAAAUCAACGGUGGUGUCCCUCCUGCUGAGGUUGUAUGACCCCAUUUCUGGAACUAUCAGUCUCGAUGGCCAUGAUAUCCGUCAGCUAAAUCCCGUCUGGCUGAGAUCCAAGAUUGGGACAGUGAGUCAGGAACCAAUUUUGUUUUCUUGCUCCAUUGCUGAGAACAUUGCUUAUGGUGCAAACGACCCUUCCUCGGUGACUACUGAGCAGAUAGAGAGAGUGGCUGAUGUAGCCAAUGCAGGUGCUUUCAUCCGAAACUUCCCCCAAGGGUUCAACACUGUGGUCGGAGAAAAGGGCGUUCUCCUUUCAGGUGGGCAGAAACAACGGAUUGCAAUUGCCCGUGCUCUGCUUAAGAAUCCCAAAAUUCUUCUCCUAGAUGAAGCAACCAGUGCCCUGGACGCGGAAAACGAGCACCUUGUGCAAGAAGCUCUAGACCGACUCAUGGAAGGAAGAACAGUGUUAAUUAUUGCCCACCGUCUGUCUACCAUUAAGAAUGCCAACAUGGUGGCUGUUCUUGACCAAGGAAAGAUUACAGAAUGCGGGAAUCAUGAAGAACUGCUUUCAAAACCAGAUGGGAUAUACAGAAAAUUAAUGAACAAACAAAGGUUUAUUUCAGCAUAAAGGAGCAAUUACUGAUGAAGUGAACAUGAGAGACUUUAGAGCAAAACAUUGUUGCAGGAAAAAAACUUAGAGAUGGUAUCUAUUCUGUAAAUCAUACUUCAAGUUAUUUAAAAUACGCCUGUUUUUUUCCAAGGUGGGUAAAAUAUUGUUUUGAGAUGUACCUGUUCUCAAGACCUUUUUAUUCAGACUUUUAAUAAUUGUAACUUUCUAAAUGUCUAUAGCACUGAAGUUAUUUUCAGGUUUUUUUACUUCCUUUUGUCCUGGAAUACUUUAAUUAAUAUAACAUGGCACCUCAUUUUAUUUUUUACCUGCUGUUACAGAUCGGAGCUAUUGUCAAAUGACAACUUUUAAAGGGGGAUUAUAAACAAAAAGCUUAAUUAUUUUAGGUGAUUUACCAAUCACUGUGUAAUUCUCUUGGUAGUAUUCUACCUACAUUGUGUCUAAAUUUAUUAGAAGAUGAAAAUCUUCCCUUUUUUUUAAAAUUCUGAUAAUGUCCUGAAGUGAACCUGACAUUCAGACAUACAGGAAUAGUUAGCGUCACACGGGGAGAAGGGAAUAUUUCCGUUCCCCACCUCCUGUGUCUUCAGGGAUAUGAGACUUUAAAAGUAUGUGUUCCUCUGGGAUGAGACCGUGUUUGGGUGUGUGUGGUUUUCAGCAUUUUUAGCACAUGAAAGCCUGAUGAGUUUUAAAAGGGGAAAAAGCCAUUCCUUUGAAUACGGAAACUUCUAUUUUCAUUAUUCACACAUUUGUUACUUUGGAAAAGCAGGCAUGAACUGCUGGGUAUUAUCAAGAGGUAAAAAUGAAUUUUACAUUUAAGUCAUCCAAAGGCGUGUAUUUUGAAAAUUAUCUUUUAAAAAUUUAUAAUUCCUAGCCUAAAUAACUUAGUUCUUCCUAUUCUACAGACUAUCAAGAAACUUUCAGAACUUGUUUCUCUUCUGAAAAAUAACCCUUUUUAUUUAUGGUUAUAGUUUUAUUCACCUAAAUGCAUCAGAAAUUUGAAAGCAAUGCUGAUAACCGUUAGAUUUGCCACAUUUCACAUCAGUGCUGUUAAUUUGCUGUUUCCUCAAGAAAAAGUGGUUUUUUUACAUUGAUGAUGCCAGAACCUAAGAAAUAACUAUGUUGAUGUAAUUAAAAUGGAAGUUUGCCCGUGUUCGAAGUAUGGAUUGGUUCACUGAUUAUGCUGGAAGAAGAAACCACUAUUUUAUGAUAAGCGUGUAGUAUUAUAAUUCAUUCUACGUAAGGGAAUUUACUAUUGAAUAAAAUGAACUCAGUGAAUGAAUGAACUCCAUGUUCUUUGUAUUAGGAAACAGUACAUCUGUGACAAUCAUUUUAACAAGCUUUACUUGUAUUCUUUGUACAAUUUGCUAUUAGGGUGUGGUUCUCAAAAAGCAGACAAAACACAAUUACAAGGUUGGAUCUAAGGGAAAUCUCUUUGUGCCAUAGAAGUAUUUACAAAAUUGAAUUUGAUCAUUAUAUUUUAUUUUCUAAUACAAGAUGUUCAAUUGUGUCUUUAGGGAACAUUUUAUAUCCUGGAUUAAAAUUUAUAGUAGCUUUA
This is a messenger RNA of Ailuropoda melanoleuca (giant panda), 3316 nucleotides long. It is a transcript of the gene ABCB10, whose product is annotated as ATP binding cassette subfamily B member 10. Gene Ontology annotation, molecular function: ATP binding; ATP hydrolysis activity; ABC-type oligopeptide transporter activity. The transcript is spliced from 13 exons. Lineage: Eukaryota; Metazoa; Chordata; Mammalia; Carnivora; Ursidae. Gene Ontology annotation, biological process: oligopeptide export from mitochondrion. The record is from RefSeq and is a predicted model, not a curated record. Gene Ontology annotation, cellular component: mitochondrial inner membrane. The annotation marks the transcript as partial.